GGGGUGGGAUUUGUUAUCAAGCUUGUGUGUCGUGUGUAAGACCUUCAGUACUGUACGAGUCGCACCAUGGAGAGAGCCACGAUCCCAUUAACUCUCUUAAGUGUCUUAGCUAUCUGUGUCAUUUCUGCCCCAACCAAGAAGUCACGGGAUGACAUCUACAGCUUCCACAUCAAUUCUACAGUAAACAGCCGCUAUGCCGUCACGACCAUCACGAGCCGUGUGGCGAACCGCCUCGAUGAGCCCAAAGAGGUUCAUUUCGAGGUCAAGAUACCAAAAAAUGCUUUCAUCACCAAAUUCAGGAUGACCAUAGAAGGAAAGACAUACGAUGGAGUUGUGAAGAAGAAAGAAGAGGCAGAGCAGCAGUACAGUGCGGCAGUAUCCCGAGGAGAAAGUGCCGGGAUCGUCGGCUCGGUAGGACGGACGCUGGAGGAGUUUAAAACCUCGGUGACGGUGGCGGCUCUCAGUAAGGUGACCUUUGAAGUCACCUACGAAGAGCUGCUAAAGCGACGGCUUGGCAAAUACAAGUUACAAACAGAUGGACAGACAGACAGACAGAUGGACAGACAGAAGAUUGAUGUGUAUAUUAAUGAGGAUCCAGGUAUUUCCUUCCUGGAGGUAAACGGAGGGCUGAAAUCUCAGGAGCUGUUCAAUGCUGUAAUCAGUACUCUAGCCAGCUCUACCAAAGAGGCAUGGGUGAACUUUUACCCCACUCGCGAGCAGCAGACCAAGUGCUGUGGAGAAAAUGGACUAAAUGGAGACCUGAUCAUUGAGUACGACGUGAAGAGACCGAAUUCAAAUGGACAACUGAGGGCAUCGAGCGGAUAUUUCGUCCACUACUUCGCACCCACAGAUAUUCAGCAAAUCCCAAAAAAUGUGGUUUUUAUUAUUGACCGAAGCGGCUCUAUGCACGGCAGAAAGAUGGACCAGACUCGUGUGGCGAUGUUGAAGAUUUUGGGAGAUCUUGGUCAGGAUGAUUACUUUGGCCUGAUCACCUUUGACUCUACAAUAAGGGACUGGAAAACUGAACUUCUCCAAGCCACAGACAGGAAUGUUAAGCAAGCGAAGGACUUUGUGAAGACCAUUAGAGAUGGAGGAGCCACGGACAUCAACGCCGCAGUGCUGAAGGGGGUGGAAAUGAUCAGGAACCCCAGAGAGGGUUCUGCCUCCAUCCUCAUCCUGCUCACUGAUGGAGACCCCACAUCAGGUGAAACAAACACAGAAAGAAUUCAGGCCAAUGUCAAAAAUGCCAUUGAUGGUAAAUUUCCACUUUACUGUCUGGGGUUUGGAUUUGACGUGAACUUUGACUUCUUGGAGAAAAUGGCGCUGGAAAAUGACGGAGUCGCACGCAGGAUCUAUGAGGACUCGGAUGCUGACCUCCAGCUGCAGGGUUUCUAUGAGGAAGUGGCCACGCCACUCUUAACUGAUGUCCAACUGAAAUACCCCGGAGCUGCAAAUCUCACCCAGACCAGCUUCAGGCAGUAUUAUAACGGCUCAGAGAUCGUGGUGGCUGGACAAAUCACAGACAACAGCCUGGAAUCUUUACAAACCGAAGUCAUCGCAAUCUCAAAAAAUACAAAUGUCACGUACCAGGACUCCACAUCGUCAAAAGACCUCAUUGAUGUUUUACCACAACAUGAAAACUUCAUCCAGAGACUGUGGGCUCAUCUUACAGUCAAACAGCUCCUGGAAAAAGAAGUGGCCCUCACAGGACAGGAGAAAGAAGCAGCCAAGAAAAAAGCUCUGGAUCUUUCUCUGAAAUAUGAAUUUGUGACUCCGCUCACCUCCAUGGUGGUCACUAAGCCACAGGAAGAGGAGACGCAAGUCGCCCACAAACCCAAGGAAGGGGGUCCACAAGGAUUCCCAGAUCUACACUCAGGACAACAAGGACAAGCAUUACCAGGACAAACAGUAGAUAUAAUUUCAAGCCAGAUCUAUGACUAUUACAGACCACUAUUAGACUAUGACAGCAUAGUCAUAUUAGAACAUCCCAUGCCAACAAUCACGAGCCAAACUAAACCUCCGCCCACUACUACCCCUGCAGUGAGUGUUGUGAGGUUCUUACUUUCUGCUCAGCCUAAACAGAUCUGCUACGACACGCCUGUAGGACACAAACUCAGACUCUUUCUGGACGGCUCAUCAGAUAUCUCUAUAAAUGGGCAACUCUCAGAAAAAGGCUUUACGCUAGUUGCUAUUCAUUAUAAAACAGCAAAGCUUCUUGUGAGUCCUAAUGAAAGUGUCUACUCUGAAGGAGAGAACAGUGUGAAGUUCGUUUGGGGGCAGCCAGAGCCCAGCAGUCAUGAGUCACAGAACAUGGCAAUAUUUCAAAGGACCAACGAAUUAGACAUCACCAUGGGAACUGUGCGCGUCGUUGUCCUCAUUCAUAAGAACAGUGGAGAUGUUUUUCUGUGGCCUGUUGUUCAUAAACAAGGAAAAGAUUCUAACUUUAGAGGCAUUCUGGGAAAAAACGAUCUUCAGUAUGAAGAGCUCCAAGGAUCAAAGCUGAAAAUCAAUGACCAGGAAGUUGAUGCAACGCUGAGCUCUGCCAAAGACUACAGAUUUGCUGCUGCCCCUAGUGUGGAAUGUUGGCUUGUACCAUUCCAGUCUGCCCUCCAGGGGGAGCUCUCUGACUUCACUGUCUCACAGCUGUAGCAACUCCAUCUGAAAUCUGGGAAUCUUAUUUUCAGCUGAAUGCUGGUUUACUGCUAAAUACAAUGAAUUUAGCCUAAAACAAAUCAUCUGUCAGAGUACAGAAAAUAAUUAUUAUUGUUAGAUAAGAUGAGAGAUAAGAUGCCCAAAAUACUGACCCCAGUGUAGUUCAUUCCAAAGACCUGUUUAAUUUAGAUGGAGGAAACUAAAAAUAGAUGAAAUAGCCUUGUAGCUAUUAUACUUGUAUUCUUAGUCAGACUUCAGCAAAACUCUCUGAAAAACAGACACAAACAUUCUUUAUUAAAAAUAGAAAAUGAAUUACUGUGUA
Molecule: messenger RNA, 2974 nt
Organism: Tachysurus vachellii
Lineage: Eukaryota; Metazoa; Chordata; Actinopteri; Siluriformes; Bagridae
Product: inter-alpha-trypsin inhibitor heavy chain H3-like
Exons: 22
Coding region: 67-2649 (860 amino acids)
Source: RefSeq, a predicted model, not a curated record